Messenger RNA from Pundamilia nyererei, 343 nucleotides. Its product is annotated as natural killer cells antigen CD94-like. NCBI's taxonomy places the organism in Eukaryota, Metazoa, Chordata, Actinopteri, Cichliformes, Cichlidae. The transcript is spliced from 2 exons. The annotation marks the transcript as partial. The record is from RefSeq and is a predicted model, not a curated record.
AUGAAGGCCCUGAUUACAACUAAGAGCUCUCAGUUUACUGCAUGGGUCGGUCUGUUCAGAGACAGCUGGAGGUGGUCAGAUUGGAGUAAUUCCUCUUUCAGAUACUGGGAUGCAGAUAAAUUGAUCCUGAUCAAAGAAAACAAGACCUGGGAGGAGGCCUUGGAUUACUGCAGAGAGUCUCACAGGGGACUGGUCUCCAUCACUAACCCUUACCAACAGAGAUGGGUGGAGGUGAUAGCCAAGAAUGCCUCGAGUCCUUUUGUCUGGCUCGGCCUGCGCUACUCCUGCACUCUGGAUCUGUGGUUCUGGGUCAAUGACAAGCUGGUCUGUUAUGAGAAGUGGA